This is a messenger RNA of Trichobilharzia regenti, 780 nucleotides long. NCBI's taxonomy places the organism in Eukaryota, Metazoa, Platyhelminthes, Trematoda, Strigeidida, Schistosomatidae. The record is from the annotation of a GenBank genome assembly.
AUGGCAGUUGGUGGUCAGAAAAAAUCCGCUAAGCCUGGAAAGAAGGGAGGGAAGAAGAAAACAGGUGAUCCAUUUUCCAAAAAAGAAUGGUAUGAUAUCAAAGCACCAGCUAUGUUCACUAAGCGAACCUGUGCAAGGACACUAGUUACUCGGACUCAGGGUACUCGCAUUGCAAGUGAGGCGCUCAAAGGUCGCGUGGUUUCCCUCAGCCUCGGAGAUUUAAGUGAGAAAAACGAGGAAGUCUUCCGUAAAUUCAAGCUCCAAAUCGAAGAUGUUCAGGGUCGUCACUGCCUGACAAACUUUCAUGGUCUUGAGCUAACUCGAGACAAGUUGUGUUCAGUUGUUAUUAAAUGGCGGUCGACCAUUGAGGCACAUGUUGAUGUUAAAACUACAGAUGGAUACCUGCUGCGUUUCUUUAUCAUUACAUUCACUCCAAGUGCACCAGGAAUAGAAAGGCGGCGCACCUAUGCUCAAACUACACGCAUCAAACGGAUUCGUGCUCGGCUAGUCGAAAUUAUUCAGCAGGAAGUCUCAUCCUGUGAUUUGAAGGAAGUUGUUAAUAAACUUAUCCCAGAUUCUAUUGCACAAGAUGCACGCAAAGCAGCAUCGUGGAUAUAUCCAUUAAGCGAAACGUUCAUACGUAAAGUAAAGGUCCUUAAAAAGCCUAAAGUUGAUCUCGCUCGACUGAUGGAACUGCACGGAGAAUCGAAGUCAGUUGCUCCAGGGGAAACACUUUCUCGUCCUGAUCACUAUGAGCCUCCAAAAGUUGAUUCAGUUUAG